Messenger RNA from Vicia faba (fava bean), 567 nucleotides. The record is from the annotation of a GenBank genome assembly. NCBI's taxonomy places the organism in Eukaryota, Viridiplantae, Streptophyta, Magnoliopsida, Fabales, Fabaceae.
AUGUCUUAUGCAUACCUUUUCAACUACAUAAUAAUUGGAGACACCGGAGUCGGAAAAUCAUGCCUUCAACUUCAAUUCACUGACAACCGCUUUCAACCCGUCCACGACGUAUCAAUUGGUGUCGAAUUCGGUGUGAGAACUAUCAACAUUAAUAACAGACCAAUCAAGUUACAAAUAUGGGACACAGCAGGUCAAGAAAUGUUCAGAUCAAUAACAAGAUCGUAUUACGGAGGAGCAGCAGCUGCAUUACUUGUUUAUGAUAUAACAAGGAGACAAACAUUUGAUCACCUAGCUAACUGGUUUGAAGAUCUGAGACAACAUGCAAAUUCAAAUAUGAUCUUUAUAUUAAUCGGAAACAAGUGCGAUCUCACUAAGAAGCGCGUUGUAAGUUCGGAAGAAGGCGACAAGUUUGCGAAGGAGAAUGGUCUGAUAUUCAUGGAGGUUUCGGCGAAAAGCGCACAAAGUGUUGAACACGCGUUCAUAAAAACAACUGCAAGAAUAUAUAAAAAAAUUGAAAAUGGAGAAUUUGAUGAGUUGAAUGAGAGUCAUGGAAUUAGAAUUGGAUAG